ACGUGGCGUUUGGGAACUGGGAAGUAAGUUGAGGUUGACUCAUGUCAUGAGUAUGCAGUAUGAAUGUCUGAUUGUGCUGAAAUCGCUGAACUGAAAAAGUGAAAAACACUUAAAAACAGUUGUCAGUCGUUGUCACUGUUGUCAGUUUGUCACUGAGCUUUAAGAAGAAUAGUUGUGUGUUCUGUGUGAAGGUGUCGUAGGUAGUAGCGGUGGUAAAGUAGGUAAUCUUUAUCUUCAUUUGUGCGAAUAGACGAAUAGAGAUACCUAAUGAUUUUACCUCGGAUUUUACACUAGUAUGUAGUGCUUCCCUGAUUUUAUAAUUAUAUCUGCCUUCUGCCUAAAUAAUAUCAUUUUCAGACGAAUGAUAGAAACUACGAUAUAAAAAAUGGCACGUGGUGUUCUGAGAUUAUAUAAUUAUUCACGAAAGCAAGUCUGUGAUAUUUCCCUCAAUUUGAAGAGCUGUCGUUCCCACUCAACAAUUUUCUGGAAUUACAAUAAUGCAGUAUUAGAAUAUGCGGGAAAACGUUCAUUUUCUACUUCAAGAAGUGUUGGAAAAGCAUCCGAAAUUAAAGGAGUACCUUAUAAAAGUUUAACGAUAGGCGUACCGAAGGAACUAUGGAAAAAUGAAAGAAGAGUUGCAGUCACCCCAGCAGUAGCAGAAACUUUAGUGAAAAAAGGAUUUACAGUGCAGAUAGAAGAGGAUGCUGGCGUAUUAUCAAAAUUUCGAAAUAAAGACUAUGAAAGCACUGGUGCUAAAUUGGUUGAUACUCAAAAAGCAUUUUCCUCAGAUAUCGUGUUGAAAGUUCGUCAACCCUUAGAACAUGAGGUAAAUAAAUUUAGGGGAGAAUCUACACUCAUAUCAUUCCUGUACCCUGCCCAAAACAAAGAUUUAGUUGACCAAUUAGGUAGAAGGAAAAUUAACGCAUUUGCAAUGGACUGCAUCCCAAGGAUAUCGAGGGCUCAAGUUUUUGAUGCAUUAAGUUCGAUGGCUAAUAUUUCUGGAUAUCGAGCUGUAGUAGAGGCAGCAAACCAUUUCCCAAGAUUUUUUGCAGGUCAGAUAACAGCUGCAGGUAAAGUGCCACCCGCGAAAAUCUUGGUUAUUGGAGGAGGAGUUGCCGGUUUAGCGGCUAUUGGCCAAGCAAAAAAUAUGGGAGCCAUCGUACGAGCAUUCGACACGAGAUCAGUUGUCAAAGAACAGGUGGAAUCUCUUGGGGCAGAAUUCUUGACUGUCAGUAUUAAGGAAGAAGGUGGCGGAACUGGUGGUUACAGUAAAGAAAUGUCUAAAGAGUUCAUUGAUGCAGAGCACGCCUUAUUCGCCAAGCAGUGUAAAGAAGUGGAUAUCAUAAUUUCUACAGCUCUUAUUCCUGGAAAGAGAGCACCAGUACUGAUAUUGAAGGAACACAUCGAAUCCAUGAAACCUGGCAGCGUGAUCGUCGAUUUGGCUGCAGAGGCUGGCGGCAAUAUUGAAACAACCGAACCCGGCAAAAUUUACACCUACAAUGAUGUUGUGCACGUGGGCUUGACAGAUUUUCCCAGCAUGCUGCCUACGCAAAGUUCGACAUUGUAUGCCAAUAAUAUCUCGAAAUUUUUAUUAUCAAUUGGCGAAAAGGACCACUUCCACAUCAAUUUGGAAGACGAGGUCGUACGGGGUAGCAUGAUUUUAGAGAACGGUAAUCUUAUGUGGCCUCCUCCACUCCCUAAGGUAGCUGCAACAUCUGUAUCCACAUCUCCACAAAAAGCUGUUGAAGUUGCAAAAGAAGCGAAAAAAGAGAUUACCCCAUUCAAGGCUGACCUACAGAAAUCUCUAAUGGUUACAACCGGAAUUGGUUCGAUUAUGGGCCUAGGAAUGUGUUCUCCAAAUCCAGAAUUCACGUCGAUGUUGACCGUGCUCGGUCUGUCCGGAAUUGUUGGAUACCAUACAGUUUGGGGAGUCACUCCGGCUCUCCAUUCUCCUCUGAUGUCUGUCACGAAUGCAAUUUCUGGCAUCACGGCUGUGGGAGGUUUGUUGCUGAUGAAUGGUGGCUAUUAUCCCACGAAUUCUGUAGAGGCUCUGGCUGCAACAGCCGCAUUCGUCUCCUUCAUAAACGUUUUCGGAGGAUUUCAAGUAACAAAACGAAUGUUGGACAUGUUCAAACGGCCAGAUGAUCCCAAAGAAUACAACUCACUCUACGCAAUCCCAGCUGCUGCCUUCAUGGGAGCAUAUGGAUGGGCUGCCAUGAACGGUCUCGCUGAAAUUCACCAAGCUGCUUAUUUAGCGUCGUCUUUAUGUUGUGUUGGAGCUCUAGCUGGUCUUAGUUCACAGGCAACAUCGCGAUUAGGAAAUAAUUUAGGAAUAAUUGGAGUUGCAGGAGGAAUUGCUGCAACAUUAGGUCAGAUUGCUCCUACUAAUGAAGUAUUAGCUCAAAUGGCCGCCUGCGUUAUAGCAGGUGGUGGCUUAGGUACUCUUAUAGCUAGAAGAAUACAAAUAACAGAUCUACCACAACUGGUUGCCGGAUUCCAUAGUUUGGUUGGUCUAGCAGCAGUACUCACAUGUAUCUCAACGUUUAUGCACGAUUUUCCGUCCUUUGCAACCGAUCCAGCUGCCAACGUUAUCAGAACGGCUCUAUUUUUAGGAACAUACAUCGGAGGUGUAACGUUCAGUGGUUCCCUGGUGGCCUACGGCAAACUCCAAGGAAUCCUCAAAUCCAACCCGCUCCUGCUGCCGGGCCGGCACGCCCUGAACGGCAGCCUGCUGUUGGCCAACCUGGCGGCCGGCGGGUAUCUCUUCACCGAUCCAACUCUGGCCGGCGGCCUGGGGGCGCUCGGCGCGACCGCGGCACUGUCUACCACCAUGGGGGUCACUCUGACGGCAGCAAUCGGAGGUGCCGAUAUGCCUGUUGUCAUAACCGUCCUGAACAGUUAUUCUGGUUGGGCUUUAUGUGCUGAAGGUUUCAUGCUGAAUAAUAACCUUAUGACAAUCGUCGGAGCCCUUAUUGGAUCAUCUGGAGCCAUUUUAUCGUACAUAAUGUGUAAGGCGAUGAACAGAUCCCUUCCAAACGUCAUUCUUGGUGGAUAUGGUACAUCGAGUACAGGCACUGGAAAACCAAUGGAGAUAACUGGAACACAUACAGAAAUCAAUCUUGAUAGUGCAGUCGACUCCAUAAAGAAUGCCAGAAACAUAAUCAUCGUUCCUGGUUAUGGCCUUUGUGUUGCCAAAGCUCAGUACCCUAUCGCUGAAAUGGUAAAUGCGUUGAAGGCACAAGGAAAGAACGUCCGGUUUGCCAUCCACCCUGUAGCAGGAAGGAUGCCCGGCCAGCUGAACGUCCUCCUAGCCGAAGCCGGCGUCCCUUACGACGACGUCCUCGAAAUGGAAGAAAUCAACGACGAUUUCGCGCACACCGACCUCGUCCUCGUGAUAGGCGCCAACGACACUGUCAACAGCGCCGCCUUGGAAGACCCGAACUCGCCCAUUGCCGGCAUGCCGGUGCUGAACGUGUGGAAGGCGGAGCACGUGAUCGUGAUGAAGCGGUCGCUGGGCGUGGGGUACGCCGCUGUGGACAACCCGGUGUUCUACAAGCCCAACACGUCGAUGCUGCUCGGCGACGCGAAGAAGACUUGCGACCAGUUGUUGGCGAAGAUUGCGCAAGGCUGAACGGUCCGUUUUUUUAG
Molecule: messenger RNA, 3648 nt
Organism: Phaedon cochleariae (mustard beetle)
Lineage: Eukaryota; Metazoa; Arthropoda; Insecta; Coleoptera; Chrysomelidae
Source: the annotation of a GenBank genome assembly